GUAGCGCGCACCCCACAUGUGCCCCGGUUCUGAACCACCAGGAGAACAUCAGUACACUUGGCCACACGCAGCAUGGGGGUGUGGCUGUUCCUGUGUGUUGUGGGCUAUGGGGCCCUGUGGGUGUUACUGGACACUGUGAAAUGCAAUUCUGAUCGAGACGGGAGGUGUUGUGACGGGGAAGAGGCCGGCCCGUGCUCCCUGCUCAUGUGUCAGCAUCUGUCAGCAUCUGUCAGCCUCUCAGGCGCCGCCACACGGGUCCUAAGGACGUCAGCUCAGGCCACCAGGAAGGUCACAUCUGUACAGAUGGAGGACACAAAGAAUCAGAGGGUACUCUUGGCACUGGACUUCGACCAUACCAUCAUUGACAAUAAUAGUGACACAUACAUAUAUAAGUUAGCCCCGAACCACAAGAUUCCAGAUGACCUUAAAUUGCUAUAUCGAAAAGACAACUGGACGCAUUAUAUGGGAGAAGUGUUCAAGUUUCUGCAUGAAAAUGGUGUUACAAAAGAAAAGAUUUUUAAUUGUUUAAAGGAGAUAAGACUAACAGAUGGCAUGAAGGAGUUGUUGACUGGUGUUCCAAGUGAUUUAACCGAAUUUAUCAUUAUAUCAGAUGGCAAUUCUGUGUUCAUUGAUCACAUUCUCAAAUGCUGUGGGGUGAGGGACCUGUUCAGUAAGGUGUUCACAAAUCCUGCACAGUUUGAUGAGAAUGGUUGUCUGCACAUUCAAAUGUAUCAUCUGCAAGACUGGUGCACCUUGAGCACCAAGAAUCUCUGCAAGGGUGAAAUACUUGCAAAUUACAUCAAAGAACGUGAAAAUGAUAACGUCACAUUUUCAACCAUUGCAUAUGUGGGCGAUGGUACAAAUGACUUUUGUCCCAGCUUACGACUAAAAGAAUGUGAUGUAGUUUUUCCUCGUUGUGGAUAUAACCUCCUGAACUACAUUCCAAAAAUGGAAGCCGAAAAAGGUAUGAAAAUUGAAGCAGAUGUUUGUCCUUGGGACUCUGGGAAAGAUGUCCUUGAGCGCUUAUUGCUGUGCUAUGAUGAGGCCAAUGUUUUACAAGUGCCAAAGCCAAGACUUAAACCCCCUAUACAAAAGCUUUGAAUAUUAAUCGAUACACGUUGUUCUCCAAGAUAAAUACAGGUAUUGUUAUACGUCAUGUGUUUUCUCAGUUACAUACUUAUUUCAUUUACUGUAUAGAUUUUUAUAAUGUGUUUUCAGUAGCAUUAUGGGUGAGACAAUUUAAAUACUGUAAUAUGGUCAAAUGUAUGAUAUUGAAUAGAGAUUUUGUUUCAGGUAUUUUAUGAUAGGGACAGAUAAGUGUUUAAUCAGCAUAUUAGAUUUUACCCCUCUACCCAACCCUGGGUCAACAUAUAUAUACUGUAUAUAUAUAUAUAUAUAAUUUUUUUAUUUGUCUUAUGGAAGUAAUUACAUUAUCCAAAGAAGGCACCAAGCCGGGAAGACUUUGUAGCAUUUGCCUUCUGGAAACAUAGGUAGGCUUGCAGCCUUUAUUAAAUUUUGUCUUGUACAGCUCCUCUGGUUACUCAAAGACCCCCAAACCCAAAAAUGUUUGUCGAGUUUGGUCAACAUAAGCUUGUCCCUCAAUAGAAUUCUUGAUGACUCGGAUACUUUUGAUAUUGUUCGCCUUGUGCAUUUCUGUUCUCGUAUUGGCAUCCUUGGUGAUAUUUAGCGCCCUCUGAUUAUCCCGCACAUUUGAUGGUGUUAUAUUGCCUUCCCGGUUUAGUGCCUUCUUUUGAUAAUUACUUACUUGGUCAACAUAAAACAAAAAGCUUGGUUUAGCUUGUGUUGUAGACCUAGUAAUAUGGUGUAUUUAUUUAGACUUCAUAAUGUAUCAGUUUCAUUUUUGUCAAGAAAAGUUUGCUUAAAUCUUAAUUUCAUUAAUAGCUUCUUUAAAGAAUUUACAUCUGUAUACUCAGGGACCAGUAAUAUUGAAAGUAGAACAUUCAAAGUCAGUCCUGUUGGUAUAAAAUUGCCAGGUAUAGGAGCUGGGGUUUCGACAACAACCACAAAAUGCCUAACCGAAAGUACAUAAUUACAAGACUCGGGGGAGGGUGGCACUUUGUGAUAGUAGAACUAGGAGCUAAUAUUUUGUUUGGUUUUUCAAACUUGUUUUUGCUUGCAUGAUUUGCACUGUUUUGAGCAAGAAGCAACUGCAAUUCCAGUGGUAUAUUUUGCUCAUCUACAUUCCUGUACUUUUCCUAAUACAAAGCAUUUCAAUCAUCUAAUUAUUAACGGCUUGUAUCCUCUGCUAAAUACUCAAAAUGUCUGUAUAAUUACCGCUUAUAAAAAUACAGUAGAUAGAAUACAGCAGGAAAUGUCAUAAUGCAACAGAAGUUAAGAGGUCAUGCCUGUGUAGAGGGAAAAAGAGCAGGUGUGAGAAGGGAGGGAGGGAAUUAUCAGGGGAAAGCGCCAAGCCAUUAGACUCUAUAGCACUUGGAAAGGAUCAGGAUAAGGAUUUGGGAUGGGACGGAGGAGGGGGGGGGAAAGAGAAGGAAUGGUAGACCGGUAUUUGAUAUAAUUGAAAUUUCAUGCAGCUUUGUUCGCUGUUGUUAGUCAUAAAUACUAAUUGCUGGAAAGUCUUAAGCAAAUUCACAUAUUAUAGCAAAUAUAUUAAAAAAUAUAUGAAUAUGAAUAAAAAUAUUUAAAUACUGAAAUUCACUGGCUACCAAGGUAAAAUAGUCAUGAUUUAGUAGGACUGUAGAGUGAAACAGCAGUGUUGUCGGUACUUUGUGCGCGUUGUUCAGCUCGCACAAAGUACCAUAUUGAAUCCUUAGUGGAAUGGUACAGUCAAUCACCGUGUAGAUGUGACUUGCCAUUAUAUUGGGGAAAAUAGUAAGAGAAAAUAUGCCAGGCAGCUAAGAUGUAUGAAGAUGGUGGAUUCAAUGAAAAGAUGUUAACUACUAAUUCAGAUUUAUGUAUUGUAUAUAUUGUACACUCUACUGUGUGUAUAUUUCAUGUAAUAGUGUAAGUAAAAAUUAAUUGGUCAACUGAAGCUCUGUAUUUUGGUAUGCAAUGUUGAGUACUAAUACAAGUGUUCAUUCUGCUAGAUUUUCUAAGAGCAAAGAAAUUGUGGUUGAUAUAUUAUUUUGCAAUAAAGACUUUUGGAAAAAGGUUGAUGUGCAGGUCACUGUUUAUAGCAUAAAAAGUACUUAAUAUAGACAUAAAUUAAUACAACAAUUAUUACAGUAUUCUAACUUAUAUAACCAAUGUAAUAUGUUUGCAGUAAACUUUAUCUUUAAUGGCAGGUUGAUAAAAGAAUGGCAUCAUUAACUGUUCAUAACAUUAAAAUAAAUCUGACAUGGUUUAGUGAAGUAUUGUAUAGGAAAAACAAAUUAUCAUAUUUUGGGUUGUUGCUUCUGCUCAGUACAAGUACAGGUUGUGUCUUACAGCUUUCCCAAGUGAUAUUUUGUAAUUUUUUGUAGUUUCCACUCUGGAUGUACUAUGUAAAACUUACAAAAUAUCUAUUUAAAUGUUUAAGGUUUAACAUUAUCAGUACAUAUACAGUACUGUAUAUGUUGUUGUAUGGAACAUAUAAAUGUUGCAAUGUGUUGUAUAAAACUUAAUGUCUCGUGCUAAAGUGGUUUGUUAAGGACUUUUUUUUUUUUUUUUUUUUUUAAACACCGACAGAGCUGCAUUGUCUCAGUUGCUCACCACCUUGUACAAUCUCCAGAUUUUCAGGAAUAUUCAAAACUUCUGCUUUCCUACUAAUACUUUGAGUCAUAUGUCCCUUGCUACAGUCCUUGGUGAAUUUGACCUUUUUGUCAUUGCUCAUCUUGUCUUUCUGUUCUUAGAUAGGCAUUCUGAAUAUCAUCUUGAAACCUUUGAAUAUUAUGUUACAGCAGCCAGUGCUACCUAGCUUUUGGAAUUGCAUUUUUUUUUAUAUAUACAGUACUUGGCAGUCCUUACUACUUAAAAGAAUAAUGUGUGAAAUAAUUUCUCAAUAUUUGUAAUUCGGCAUAACUUGAUUAUUAACGUGAGAGUACAAUACUGCAUUGUAUUAUUAUAUGAUGAUACAGUAUAUGUGCUAAACUCAUUUGCUGAAUAAUGGUUCCAUAAAUACUACUAGUAUUAAUUCUUCUUGCAAUGUACCUGGAUUAGCAACAUGAAACAAAUGCAUGGAUAUCGUGCAUGUCGGUAAGCUCAACAAUAUUCUAUAAUGAACUUGUUUUAUUUUAUCAUCUUGGUAUGUACUUUUGAUUUGUGAAUCAAUUGUAAAUAACAUUAUUUUUCCAUUAUUGUGUGCAGUAAUUGUGUACACUCUUUAAUAUUUAUUGUGUAAUACAGUACAACUUUCAAGUAAUGCAGCUCAUUUUUUCAAAGCCUAUGUACUUGUAUGUUUAUGCAGAACUUGUAAAUACCGGCUGUACAACAUUGUUAGAAUAAAAGAUGGUUACAAUAA
Molecule: messenger RNA, 4417 nt
Organism: Procambarus clarkii (red swamp crayfish)
Lineage: Eukaryota; Metazoa; Arthropoda; Malacostraca; Decapoda; Cambaridae
Product: pyridoxal phosphate phosphatase PHOSPHO2
Molecular function (GO): phosphatase activity
Source: RefSeq, a predicted model, not a curated record